This is a messenger RNA of Paramacrobiotus metropolitanus, 2648 nucleotides long. RefSeq lists its product as uncharacterized. The transcript is spliced from 9 exons. The coding region runs from base 336 to 2222 and encodes 628 amino acids. NCBI's taxonomy places the organism in Eukaryota, Metazoa, Tardigrada, Eutardigrada, Parachela, Macrobiotidae. The record is from RefSeq and is a predicted model, not a curated record.
AUAAACAACUAAGAAGCUAAACACCGAUGCCCGGCCACUCUCGCCAAACGAACCGGAUGUAAAUCUUUCAAGAAAAUUAAUAUUUGAUGCGAUUUUGCAUACUUCGAUUUACUGUUUUAUUAUUGCAAAGUAGCAGGUCACACAAGCACGGGAUACAACCACGUCGAAACGGUAGGUGUAAUAAAAGUCGAUGCUACAUAUCUCCAACUCUCUUGCAGCUCUGCUAUAAAAAAUUGUCGCUGAUUAUCGCACGCACGCGAGAUUCGUUUUACUGACGAUUUAUCAAAGUCGGCCCUCGGGGCGAUCGGACGAGAGAGAAAGAGCAUUUGGCGGAGAUGCUGCGGUGGAUGCGAAUGAAAUCAGCAUCCAGCAUGGGGAGUUCUGGUUGUUGGGGAUUACUCAAUAUCUGUGUUGUGACCUUUUUCAUGGAAAUAACCAGGACGUUAGCAGCUGCAGAUGCAACGUCUUCUUCCUUCUUAUCAAGUCUUUCCCAAUCACAGUACCCUCAACAAUCCAGAACAUAUGACACAUCUGCCAAUGGCGGCGCAGAAUCUCUCAGCGCCCCCAAUCCAGUACUCGUAUCGAUAUCGUCGUCGAUAGCCAAUCAGAAUUCACCAGUGCCAUUUGCGUACUCGUCAAAUGGUAUCAGUCGCACUUCCUAUCCCUCUUAUGUCGGUUAUCCUGUGUAUCCUAGCUCUUAUGCACCAAACGCAGGUUAUUCUGUUCCAAGCGGGGCCGUAUCCUUAGGGAGGAGUUACACAGGCAACAGUUACAGCUACAGCAACCCCAAUUCGUAUGCAGCGUAUCCGUCUGCCUCGUACAGUCAGCCGAGCGGCGCCGUCAAUACCGCCCCCGUCGUCGCUGCAUCGGCGCUACAAGCCAGUCCGCGAUCAUUUUCCCCGUACGGCAGCACUAAUAAUUAUCUCUCUAAUAAUGCUUAUUCGAACACGUACAAGCAGUCGACGCCCACCCCCGUCACCCUGCAGUCGCUCCCCUAUCAGACUAACAUAGCCAACUAUGACUUAUCUUAUCGCAGCUCCGACCCGGCCGAACCCGACGACCCGGCCGACGGCGACCAGACCAAAAAGAUCAGCUUCGCCCUGCCCAAUCCGCCCACCGGCUUCAGCGCCCCCAAUGUGCAGCGGAAUCGGGAGAAUGUGGGACAACUACUGAAUCAGCUGGUGGACACCGGGCUAAGCGCCCGCACGACCUUCCAGACCGGCACAACCGAGUACAAUAACGGGAUUGGAAAUAAUUAUGCGGCCAGUAAUACACCGCAAGGUGCGACGUACAAUGGCCCGGCGCAGAGCUAUGCCCGCGCCACCGGCUACGGACAAGAUGGUUAUGCGCAGAAUAGCCCCAAUGUGGCAUCUGGUUCGGUGUAUAAUCCUGGUUAUGGAACCAAUUCUUAUCCGUCAUAUUAUGGCGCAACGAAUAAGAAUUACGGUUUCGGAUCGUUCUCGGCGGCGUCGCUUUAUCCUUUUUAUCUGUAUUACCCCGUUGAAUAUGGAUACGAUCAAGGGGAACAAUCCGUAUUACCAACCGGAUAUUUUCCUCUUGUCGGGUACAAGCGCCGUUAUGGAUAUCGUCGCGGUCCAUUCUAUGGUUAUGGGAUCUAUGUUGAUUACCCACCUUAUUUUGGUUUCGGAAAGGUCAAAGAUGGAUGGGGCUCUGAUCCCGAAGCGGAUCAGAUGGCCGCAGUAGCGUUAGACCAAGGAGCGGGAGCAUCGGCAGCGCAGUCAAUUUAUUCCAGUAACGGCAACUCCAACGCUCAGCAAGCCGGUGGCUACAAUCCCAACUAUGCUAACAACAAUGGAUACGGAGGCAAUGUUCAAACAACCGGAUACGGCGCUACACAGGCCGGAGGGUCGUACACAGCGGCCAACGCCAUGAUAUCCGGGCAGAACAACUACAACUCCGCGUCUUCCUAUCCCACCGCCUACGCCGCAACGGUUUCACCGACGUACCAGCAGAACGCCCAACCGGCUUAUUCGGGUCAGAACUACAACAGCCAGCAGAAUAACUACAUGCAGAACAGCGGGACACAACAGAACUACAACAGCAACAACGGCGCUUCGUAUGGUACGACAACAGGCAACGGUGGCCAGGCACAGUAUGGAUCGAACCAAGGAAGCAACGGACAAACAACAAAUUACAUGUACAAUAACUAUGCAGAUCCCUCACAAUACCAGGCAUCACAGUACAAUGGAAAUGGAAAAUAAUUCGUUAUGUCCCAGGUUUGCGAUGGUAUAAGGUUGUUUCGGUUGCUGUGCCACCGAUUGCUCAAUGAUGAAGUCUGCUUGUCAGACUUCGGUUCCGGUUAAUUGAAUACCAAAAAUUUGUCUUAUGACUGAUAUAUUGGAUUCUUUUCUCUUUUGUUUUGUCUAAAUGUUUUCGAGGUCAACGUACAGAAACGUAAAUAGAUGUUUUCAUGUACUUACGACCGCGUGGACAAUUUCUGCUGACGAUAGCGGCACAUUUUGCUUUGCGACUGUCGUUUAGCCUAAAACGCGCUUUUAUGUGCGGUUGAUUGGACUCGUGUACUUUCUCAGUGUGGAUAUUUUGAUGUAGAAACUUUCCAGAUUGUGCCUAUUCGUUUUGUAAUUAUGCAAGCAGUGAGAAGGUGUUACUCGCAAUAAAAUUUUUCC